AUGGUGAACUUCAAGAACCUCGCUUUCGCCGCGACCACCCUCUUCGGACUCGUCAACGCCGCUCCUACUACUGCCAAGGUUGACUCUAGCAAGAUCAUUCCUGGCAAGUACAUCGUCACCCUCAAGUCUGAUAUCGCUGCUGCCGAUGUCGAGAGCCAUCUCAACUGGGUUGAGGAUGUUCACAAGCGUGGACUGAACAAGCGUGCCGAGAAGGGUGUUGAGCGCACCUACAACGGUAAGUAUGGCUUCCACGGCUAUGCUGGUUCUUUCGACAAGAGCACCAUCAAGGAGAUCAAGGAGAAUCCCGAUGUUGCUAUCGUCGAAGAGGACCGCGAGUGGGUCAUCAACUGGGUCGAGGAGGAGGAAGAGGAAGAGACUCUCGCAAAGCGUGCCUUGACUACUCAGAGUGGCGCCCCUUGGGGACUCGGCACGGUCUCUCACCGUUCCAGUGGAUCUACCAGCUACAUCUACGAUACCAAUGCUGGUACCAACACAUAUGCCUACGUUGUCGACACUGGUGUUCGAACCACCCACAAUGAAUUUGAGGGUCGUGCUCAGGCCGUCUACACUGCCUUCAGUGGCGACAAUGCCGAUUCCGUUGGCCACGGUACUCACGUCUCUGGCACCAUUGCCGGUAAGACCUACGGUGUCUCCAAGAAAGCCACCAUCCAGGCUGUCAAGGUCUUCCAGGGCAGCUCUUCUAGCACCUCUAUCAUUCUGGCUGGUUUCAACUGGGCCGCCAACGACAUCAUCUCCAAGAGCCGAACUGCCCGCUCUGUCGUGAACCUGUCUCUCGGUGGUGGCUACUCUGCUUCUUUCAACAACGCUAUCGACUCUGCUUCCCGAUCUGGUAUCAUCUCUGCCAUUGCUGCUGGAAACGAUGGUGCCAACGCCGCCAACACUUCUCCUGCCUCUGCUGCCAGCGCUAUCACCGUCGGUGCUAUCGACAGCAGCUGGACGAUUGCCUCUUACUCCAACUACGGUACAGUCCUUGACAUCUUUGCUCCCGGUUCUGCCGUUCUCUCUGCCUGGUACACCAGCAACAGCGCCACCAACAGCAUCAGCGGUACCUCCAUGGCUACUCCCCACAUUGCUGGCCUUGUCCUCUACGGAAUCUCUGUCAACGGUGUCUCCGGCGUCUCUGGUGUCACCAACUGGCUCACCAGCACUGCUACUUCUGGCAAGAUCAGUGGCAACCUCCGCAGCUCCCCCAACCUGAUCGGUAACAACGGCAACAGCGCCCAGUAA
Messenger RNA from Fusarium redolens, 1248 nucleotides. RefSeq names its product peptidase S8/S53 domain-containing protein. The transcript is spliced from 2 exons. Gene Ontology annotation, biological process: proteolysis. The coding region runs from base 1 to 1248 and encodes 415 amino acids. Lineage: Eukaryota; Fungi; Ascomycota; Sordariomycetes; Hypocreales; Nectriaceae. The record is from RefSeq and is a predicted model, not a curated record. Gene Ontology annotation, molecular function: serine-type endopeptidase activity.